AUGGCACCCAUAACGUACCUGACACGCAUAGCUUCAUUUUCAGCUGCACAUCGAUUACACUCUCCACACUUGACAGAUGAUGAAAACAAGGCACUUUAUGGAAAAUGCAAUCAUCCAAACUUUCACGGCCAUAACUAUAAAGUGGAAAUCACCAUCAAGGGCGAGGUGAAUCCCGACACUGGCAUGGUUAUGAAUCUAACAGAUCUCAAGGACUGCAUAAAGUCGUCUAUCAUGGACGUUCUUGACCAUAAGAAUUUGGAUUGUGAUGUGGAGUACUUUUAUAAAAGGCCAAGCACAACCGAGAAUCUGGCUGUCUUCGUUUGGCUAAAUUUCGACCAUCAUUUCCGUAAUCAUCCAGCCAGGCAUUCCACCAACGCACGGUUAUACAAAGUCAAGAUUCAUGAAACGGAAAGCAAUGUUGUGGAAUAUAUGGGCGAAGGUUUGCCAUUGGAGAAUGGAAAUGGGAAUGCCAAUCUCUCUUGA
This is a messenger RNA of Lichtheimia ornata, 483 nucleotides long. RefSeq lists its product as uncharacterized. The record is from RefSeq and is a predicted model, not a curated record. The transcript has 4 exons. The coding region runs from base 1 to 483 and encodes 160 amino acids. Gene Ontology annotation, biological process: tetrahydrobiopterin biosynthetic process. Gene Ontology annotation, molecular function: 6-pyruvoyltetrahydropterin synthase activity. Gene Ontology annotation, cellular component: mitochondrion. NCBI's taxonomy places the organism in Eukaryota, Fungi, Mucoromycota, Mucoromycetes, Mucorales, Lichtheimiaceae.